Messenger RNA from Alnus glutinosa, 1168 nucleotides. Its product is annotated as probable calcium-binding protein CML18. The transcript is spliced from 2 exons. Lineage: Eukaryota; Viridiplantae; Streptophyta; Magnoliopsida; Fagales; Betulaceae. The coding region runs from base 441 to 932 and encodes 163 amino acids. The record is from RefSeq and is a predicted model, not a curated record. Gene Ontology annotation, molecular function: calcium ion binding; enzyme regulator activity.
CAAACGCUGAUCAUUACCACCAAAUUUCUCUUAUAAAUCCGAUGAUUUGUAGUUAAGGAAACCCCAUCAAAAGAGGAGGAAGAAGAUCAACGAUAUCCAAGAUCUCGGAUCUUUCAAAGCUUCAUCCCCUUCAGGUACGCAAAGACAAAAAAAGCGAUCCAUCGAUCUCUCCCUCUCAUAAACAUAUAUAUAUAGAUAAGAAAAUGCAAAGUUAAGAGUUGCUGUUUGGUGAUUCCUAGGAUUAAUCCAUGCAAAGAGGGAAAAAGGGUCUGUCUAUGUCGUUUUUCCAGUCUUAUUAUAGAUCUGGAUGCGCUUCUAAUCUUCAGUAUUAUCGAAACAGAGAAUAUUCUAACAAAAACGAAAGUGAUCGUAUUUACAAGAAUUACAGAGGGUAGAAAGAGAGAGCUUUGGAGAGAGAUUCGAAGGUUUGUGGUGUUGACAUGAGCAACAAGCGACAGGUUGAAUUAGACGAUGAGCAAAUCGCCGAGCUGCGUGAAAUCUUUCGUUCUUUCGAUCGGAACAAUGAUGGGAGUCUCACACAGCUUGAGCUAGGAUCGCUCUUACGAUCGCUUGGUCUAAAACCAAGCCCGGAACAGCUCGAGACGUUGACCCAAAAGGCUGAUAAGAACAGCAACGGUUUGGUUGAGUUUUCAGAGUUUGUGGCGCUUGUGGCGCCGGACCUUCUUCCGGCGAAGUCUGCUUAUACAGAAGAGCAGCUAAGGCGGCUGUUUGGGAUGUUUGAUAGAGAUGGAAAUGGGUUUAUCACGGCAGCCGAGUUGGCGCACUCUAUGGCUAAGUUGGGGCAUGCGCUUACGGCCGACGAGCUGACGGGAAUGAUCAAGGAGGCGGAUACGGACGGAGAUGGCAGAAUUAAUUUUCACGAGUUCUCGCAGGCAAUAACAUCGGCUGCAUUUGAUAAUUCAUGGGCUUGAAUGACGAAACAAUGGGAUUUGUUUUGGUCAGGCUAGACAAUUUCCGCGCUAUCAGAUUGAUGAACAAUUCCAACAUGCCCACAGAGCUACAAUUUUUGGAUUAUUCGAUCAGGGGCUGAUUACUUUCUUUCAUGAACCAUAUUCUGCCUCACAAAUGUGGCAUCCACACAUACAUUUCCUUGUUCCCAUUCUGUGUUGCAUUUUCUUCAAUCUUCCCAUUUCUUGUUUUUUUUUUU